UCCCCUACAGCCACUAUGAGCCUGUCCUCCCUCCCCUCCCUCCCCUCCCUGGACUCCAGCGGUGUGUUCCAUAGCGACGGGGCUGACAGCUGGGCGGACGGCCCCCCCCCCGAGCCUCUGGGCGGCGGCCUGGUGGUCAACGUGGGCGGCUGUCGCUACCAGGUGUCCCGGGACCUGCUGGCGCCCCACCCGGACACCCGGCUGGGCCGGCUGGCCCGCUCCGGCCCCGCCUCCACCCUGGACCUCUGUGACGACGCAGACCUGCCGCGGAACGAGUUCUUCUUCGACCGCAGCUCCCAGACCUUCCAGUACGUGAUGAACUUCUACCGCACGGGCCACCUCCACGUGAGGGAGGACCUGUGUGCGGUCUCCUUCCUGCAGGAGAUCCAGUACUGGGGCAUCGAGGAGGUGCUGAUCGGCCCGUGCUGCCGGGAGCGCUACCUCCGACGCAAGGGGCAGAAGGAGAGCCUGGGCCCUCAGCAGGUGGUCCGGGCCGCCGCCGCCGCAGAGGAAGACCCCGGCGACGACGAGGACUUCACCGGCGCGGCGUUCCCGGGUCUCCGCCGCCGCCUCUGGGACUUCCUGGAGAAGCCCGACUCGUCGCGCGCUGCGCGCACCUUCGGCUCACUGUCGGUCUUCUUCGUGGUGGCGUCCGUCGUCAACAUGGCGCUGAUCUCCCUGGAACCGGCCGAGGGCGCGGCGAUGGCACCCGGCGGCGGCGAGGACGCCGUGCGCCUCCUGCUGGACGUCCUGGAGUACGCCUGCGUGGUGUGGUUCACGGCCGAGCUGGCGCUGCGCUUCCUGUGCGUGCGGGACAAGUGGCGGUUCAGCCGCGGCGUGGCCAACGUCAUCGACCUGCUCGCCAUCCUGCCGUUCUACGUCACGCUGGCGGUGGAGCGGCUCCAGGGUGGGACCAGCGAGCUGGAGAACGUGGGCCGCGUGGUGCAGGUGCUGCGCCUCAUGAGGUCCCUCCGCAUGCUGAAGCUGGGCAGGCACUCCACAGGCCUGAGGUCCCUGGCCUCCACCAUCACCGAGUGCUACGAGGAGGUGGGGCUGCUCCUCCUCUUCCUCGGGGUGGGCAUCUCCCUCUUCGCCACCACCAUCUAUGCACUGGAGCACCACCUGCCCGGCACCACCUUCUCCAGCGUGCCCAUGGCUUGGUGGUGGGCCACCACCUCCAUGACCACCGUGGGCUACGGGGACAUCCGCCCAGACUCCGCCCCCGGAAAGGUGGUGGCGUUCAUGUGCAUCCUGGCGGGCAUCCUGAUCCUGGCGCUGCCCAUCGCCAUCAUCAACGACCGCUUCUCCGCCUGCUACUUCACCCUCCGCAUGAAGGAGGUGGCGCUGAGGCAUCGGCAGGCGCUGCGGAGGCUGGCCAGCGGCGAGGAGGGGGAGGGGGAGGUGGUCGGGGCGGGGGGAGGAGGGGGCGGGGUCAACCUGCGGGACGCCUACGCCCGCAGCCUCAGGGAGAUGAUGCGUCUGGAGGGGAGGGAGCAGGAGAGAGGCGGGGCCGGCAGGGGGGUGGAGCUACGGUGGUGGAGGGGGGAGGGGUUAGGUGGAGGGGGAGGGGCUCUGCUGGGAGAAGGGGUGGGGCUCUGAGGGAGGGGGAGGGGCUUUGGCAGGAGAAAGGGGGACGGGCUUCUGGGGAAGGUGAAGAUGCGGGAGAUAAGAGGAGGAGCUCUGAGGGGGCGGAGCUCUGGUGGUAGAAAAGGGGAGGGGCGUAAGGAGUGGGAGGAGCUUGUAGUAGUCGCCUAUUAACCAAGGAAAUAUGUUUAUUGGUCAUUUUAAAUCCGGAAAUCUGAAUUUUUUUCUGCAGACACGAAUAUUUGUGCUUUUCUGUGUUUUUUUUUAAUUAAACUCUUCAUCAAAUAACAUCAUGACAAAUGUAUGCACCAUAAAUAUCAUAUGAAGGUCAUAUAGAUCAUACGGGUAGGGGAUAAAGAGAUGCUCUGGAUUUGUAGAAUGUUAAUUAAAGGUGCAAUGAACUUUAUAUUCAA
Molecule: messenger RNA, 1997 nt
Organism: Gadus macrocephalus (Pacific cod)
Lineage: Eukaryota; Metazoa; Chordata; Actinopteri; Gadiformes; Gadidae
Gene: kcnv1
Product: potassium voltage-gated channel modifier subfamily V member 1
Exons: 4
Coding region: 16-1599 (527 amino acids)
Biological process (GO): potassium ion transmembrane transport; protein homooligomerization
Cellular component (GO): membrane; voltage-gated potassium channel complex
Molecular function (GO): protein binding; voltage-gated potassium channel activity
Source: RefSeq, a predicted model, not a curated record